Messenger RNA from Psylliodes chrysocephalus, 9456 nucleotides. The record is from the annotation of a GenBank genome assembly. Lineage: Eukaryota; Metazoa; Arthropoda; Insecta; Coleoptera; Chrysomelidae.
CCUUAUUGUUUUAACCAUCAAGUCCUGUGCAUAAUAUAUACAAGUUUUUCCAAAACCAUCACAGUUUGAAUGUAUUGGUGUAAUAAAAGCAUCCAGAGUCACAGAUUUAUCCAUUUCUGGAAUAAGGGAAUAAAACCUAUAUGCCUCUUCUCCAACAUGAACUGGCAUGUUCAGUUUAUUAAAUAUUUCAUUAAAAACGUAUUCAUACCCAUACUUGGCACUUGUUCUAAGACUUAUAUAAUAAAGCUUUCCAUUAUCUGUCCAUUCUUUGAUAAUUUGAAUCAAUUCUUGGAGACUUUCUUCUCUUUUUGGAAAAUGUAAAUACUUUGUUAAGAAAAAUGUGGUAUCUAAAUAAAUAGUAUCUAUAAUUUUCACUUUACCAAACUGAUCAUAAAAUACAUCGAAUCUUUUAAUAUCAUUUUUACUAAUUCUGUAGUCUCCAGUAUAUAAAAUUCUAGUACCAUUUUCAAAAAGAAACAUUACUGAACCAGGACAGUGACCAGCAGGUAUUAAAGUCACUGAAAUUUUUUUAUUUUCUAAUAAAAUUGUAAUUGCGAUGUUUAAGUCUAGUUCUUUUACAUUAUUUUUAAUAUAAGGAUGCAACCUUUUAAGAAUUGCACAAGAAAUCUGAGACGCGUAUAAAUAUUUCCCUUUUUCUACCAGUUGUUCUUGAAAACAGUAUAAUCCCAAUCCUCUCAUAUGAUCGCUAUGACAGUGAGAUAAAAAAUAAGCUUCAGAUUCAAAAUUUUCUCCAUCAAAUCUGUCCACACUGAUAUUGGGUAAUUCUUGAAUUUUCCCGCCAAAAGUGCUCAUCCUAUGAUUUUAAAUUUGCCGCGUCUUUUUCCGGAAAUGAGCUUUUGUUUUGGCGGUCGUCGAGAAGUUGUAGGUUAUUUAUCCGCUAACCUAUUUUCGCUCAAAAUUCAUUGCUGCAAAAAUUUGUAUUUAUUAUUAUGAAAUUCUGUUUACUCGUGUUGAAAAACAAAUAAUUAUUUUUACUAACCUUUUCCAAAUAAUUCCAUAUUGUGUAAACUGGUGAAAUUUUAACAAGGGUUCCAUACACCAGCGGCCAUUUGCCACCAGCAAAGUGAAGGACGACGUUAGUUUUUCACAAAGCUUGGUUAGGUUGUCAUAAUCUAAGAUAUUUUUACAUAUUAAUUGGCAAUCAUGCUCAAACCAAGCUAGAAAACAAUGGAAGAAUCUUUUGGUUUAACCUGGGAGGAUUCAACCACAGUUGUUCAGACUGAAGAGGUAAUUUGUGGUAUUGAAAAUGAAAUCAUCCCAGCAGAAAGCGAUGAAUUCGUCCAAGAGGAAAUGGUUAGUGAAGAGGUGGUAGAAACUGAAAAUAAAAGUGAUGAAGUUGUUGAAUUACAAGAUGGUGUUCCAGAUAUACAAGAAACGCAGGAGGUACAAGAAGAUGUAGGCAUGGAACGGCUUAUGUAUCUAUCCGAUGGUAACGUUCUUGUUGUUAACCAGCAAUCAUCUGAACCUCAAUUCGAAGAACUAGAGGAAUGUCAAGUAUCUGAAGAAAUUAUUACUGGAGAAUGGGAAGAUAAUUGUGCUGAAGAAAUAGUUGUUGGCUCAGAGGAAGCUAUAGGUACAGAAGAAAUCAACCAGGAAGAUUUUGACAUACCUCUACCAACUGAUCAAGAUGAAUAUACAGCAGCAAGACCUUAUCCCUGUGACUUUUGUAGUCGUAGAUUUAGAAAGAAAGCGAAUCUCAUGAAUCAUAUGGUAGCACAUCAGACAGACAGACCUCAUGGGUGUAAUUUAUGUGGUGUUCGAUACAUAAGAAAAUGUGAUUUGAUGAAUCAUCUGAAGAUUCAUGCUUAUAUACCAGAAGGAGAUGGCCUCGAUGAUGAAGAUAUCCAAACUACAGAUGAUUUUGUUGAAGAAAAGAAAAAAAAAGGGAAACCAGUUGGAAAGAAGAGAAAAAAGAAAAUCAAAGAAGAAUUUGUUGAAUCGUAUGAAGAUCUUGGAGCUUCUAGUUCCAGAACAUAUAAUUAUGUUGAUGAAGACAUGAAACUAAUGGAACAGAUGUCAAAUAAUGUCAAGCAUGACUACAAUUACAUUCAAGAGGAAGAUCAGCAGCCUAUCGAAACUCGAUAUCCUGUUACUGAUCCCAGAAAACCCUUCGUCUGUCAACAUUGUGGUGUUGGGUUUGCCAGAGAAAAAGCUAUGAUGUCUCAUAUAAGAAUGCAUUCGGAAGGUGACAGCCCUUUUGAGUGUCAAAAAUGCGGCGAAAUGUUUUGGGAUCUGAUGCAAAUGAAGGCGCACAAUAAGGAAAAGCAUGGAGAUGUGGACGAUUACGAAGAUGAUGAUGAUGAAGAUUAUUCUGAAGAGGAUACUAAAUAUGGAACCUACUAUUGUUCAACUUGUGGCCUCUCUUUCCAUAGACAAGACAAUCUUCGACGGCACCAAAGAAUUCACGUUAAGGAAGAAUAUGUAAAUGAACACGAAUUUGGUCAUAUAUGUAAUGUUUGUGGGGAGUCGUUUCAAGAGGCACUCGAUUUGUUGGCUCAUGCAGAAGUUCAUGCCAGGACACAUGAGUUCAGAUGCAUGAUAUGUGGAGAAGUGGCAGAGGAUGAAAAUUUGUUAGCAGUCCAUGUGCAGGCUAAACAUGGCAAAAAUCUACCUCCAAAUACUUGUAUGCUUUGUGGACGAAGUUGUAAAGACCGACGAACACUACUAAAACACUCUUGGGAACAUUCUAAGGAAAAAGUGUUUGCUUGUACAAAAUGUGACAAAACUUUUCACAAUAAAGCUCGGUUGAAACGUCAUAUGCUUUCUCACAGGAACAAAGUGGUGACAUGUGAUGUUUGUGGGGAGGAGUUUCCAGAUGGCAGGUCUUUGAUGAACCACAGACACAGUCACAGUAGUGUAUCUGGUAGGCAAUUUCCUUGCAGAGAAUGCGGCAAAACUUUUGGUUCUAGGAGUUCACAACAGAUUCAUAUUAGAAUACAUACAGGUGAGAGACCUUAUGGAUGCCGGUUUUGUUGGAAAGCUUUUGCUGAUGGAGGAACUCUUAGAAAACACGAACGUAUUCAUACUGGAGAAAAACCAUAUGCUUGUGCAGUCUGUCCACGGGCAUUUAAUCAGCGAGUCGUAUUACGAGAGCACAUACGGUCCCAUCAUUCAGCACCAGAUCCUAAAUAUGCCAACAGUAUGACACCUUACUGUUGUUCCGUAUGUUCAGACAUGUUUGCUACUUCGCAGGAUUUAAUUUUACAUUUAAUUCACCAUUGUGACAUGAAUACAGCUAUGAAACGACAACCACAAGUUGGUCCUAGGAAGUACAAACGAAGAAGAAAACUUAAACCUCACGAGUUGGAGAUGAUUACCAAUAGGUUAGAGGAUGGAGAAAAUGAACAAUCUGAGGAUUUGGGCGACAAUUAUACAGAUUCUGAAGAAGAAAAGGAAAGAAAGAAGAGAUAUAGUAGAAAGCAACCUUUAAAGAAACCUACAUCACCAGAAUCGCCUAAAGAUCCUGAAAGUGAAUCUUAUGUAGAGCUGUAUAAUAGUGUUUCAUCAACAAUAGAAAACAUUAAUUCUUUAGUGAAUUCAAAGUCAACGCCGAAGACCAAACAGCAAAUAAAAAAACUUAAAUCUGACCAGUCAUUGCCGAGCAGACCGAAAAUGAUCCAUACUCAGAAAACCCGAGUGCCUGUUGAAACGGGAGAAGACGGUAGGAUAAGGCAUAAGACAAAGACCUUAAUUACAAGAACCCAACCAACAGAAAUAAAAUCUGCUAUUGGCGAACGAAUACGACCGAGAACGAAAAAUGUCAACUACCAUGUUCUACAAGAAAAACUUCCAUUGGCCACCUUCGAAGACGUUACCUGCGACAAAGACACUCAAGAAGCCGUAGAAAACCUUUUAAAGCAAGAAAACGUUAUUGUGGAGCCAGAGCACCAAUCCAUAGACCAACAGCAACACAAUAAUGGCGUUAUCUACAUGGACCAGUUUGAACAACCUCCAGACGUUGCAUCCGAACAAACUGUGGAAAGCGAAGUUCCUGUACCCAUGGCUUUUAUUGAAGUUAGGAGGUCGACGAGGUCGAGUACUAGCAGUUCUAACAGUAAUAGUUUAAAGCCUGGGAGGCAUAUCAUUGGUCCAGGAAGUAAAGUAAGGCUAGUCAAAGAAGGUAUGAUAGUCUCGAAGAAAUCAAGAAACAAAAAAUCUGAAUCCGAAAAUGAAUUUCCACCAAGCGAAGUAAUCCACCACCAUAGUCUCAUUAAACAGGAAAUUAUAGAUCCUUCUCCACUGCACGAACUCGCCGAAAUUUCCAUGCAACACGCGAACGCCAAUGCGCAGAAUCUUUUCAAGUGUGAAAUGUGCAGCGAAGUUUUCUCCGAUCGAGCGCAACUUCUCGUUCAUGUACCCGUACAUAUUUGAUGUUAGUUAAAAAAAAAACACGAAAUGAGGUUAUGUUGAUAUUACUGUAGAAGAUAAAUUAUUUUGAUAUAGUUUUUAAUUGUUCGAAAAAAACCACUAAUUGUUAAUUUUACAGUGCGUUAAUGGUUGAUGUAACAUGUUCUACAACUUGUUGACUGUCGUUGUUUCAUAUCAAAUAUCAUGGCGGUUAAACAUAGUUUCUAUAAGCAAUACUGAAUUAUAGGUUAAGAAACGAAGGUUUGAGUUCUAUACCCCCAUUGACACUAUAAUUGGAGCCGUUUUAAUCCUGCUAUUUUUAUUUAAAAUAUAACAUGAUAGCAUUCAAUAGUAUAAUUUUUAAUUUCUACCUAGCAUAGCUGAUUAAAGAAUAGUUUAUUAAUCUCCUCUAAAUCUGUUUAAUUUAUUUAAUUGUGAUAUAUAAUCCAAAAAUGUGAAAAUAUACAAAUUGUUUCAUUUAAAAUAGUCUUAUGUUAAAUUACUGUGGAUAUCCUUAAAAUACCACAACACUAUCAUCAAAAUUUAAGUAUGAUCUCUUCUAUUUUUGUAAGUAUAAAGUACCCCUCAAAGUCUGCACGUAGAGGCCUUCUCAUUGUGACCUUCUCAGAUUCACAUUGGUAUUAAUUUUUUUUCCCAAAAUUUCUUUCAUCUAAGUAACUAAAAAAACCUUCAAUAUAAUAAACUAAAACAUUUUGAAUGAUUGCUAUUGUAAACAGUAAUGUAAUAUUUUAUAGGCUUCAACUUUAAAGAGUUCUAGUGCCUUUAGUAACUUUCGUUUUUGAACUUUAAAAUGGCUAUCUAAUAGACACACUGAACUGUAUAUUAAAUUGGAAGAACAAAGUCGAUCAACAAAAUUAAGCCGCAUAGCGAGGUGAUAUUUGACACUUUGGCGCCCACAUGUGCGUAUCGAAAUGCACUAAAAAGGAUCAUUAAAAUUAAAUUUAACACUUAUUACAUUCAACUAUGACACCUUUUAAUUUAAAAAAAAAAUCACUUAGAAAUGAUUUUUGAUUCAUACGCAGCUGAAACAAAUGUUCCAAUAAUAAUAAUAAUUAUUAAAAUAGCGCAUUAUUAAUAAAAAUUAAUAUAAUUAGCCGUAGUACGCCCGUGGAAAACGUGACGUAGAAUGCUCGAAAUUGGCAGUCUGACGUCCAAAUUGUCAUGCGCACUGACCUUUUUUUUUUCACCCAUGUCAGCUUAAAAAUUAGAAGUAGGGUUUAUGUCAUAUAGCCAUCCAGUUUAAUAUCAAGGUCGGUGAAUAGACAUGGUUAGUGUUACGUCACGAUUUAAGCAACUGAUAUUACUAUUGUCAUAGAAAUACUUCUGCUUUUAAAUUAAUACUUAUUAACCAAAAGAAAACAGUGUUGACUUAUUUUAUGGAUUCAAGUACUUUUAAUGUGGCCGUAAUCUCUGAACAUGUAAAAUUAAUUUCAUCUUGGUAACAGCAAUAGCUCAUAUGUCAGAAAAAGUUUUAAGUCAAGCAAUUUGUCCUAUAUCAAUUUUGCUCAAUAAGCAAAAAUUUUUGAAUGUAACAUAUCAGCUUUCUUCAGUAGUAUAUUAAUUAUUGUUUAAGGCCUGAGCAAUAUUCGUUCUUUUAAUUACAUGCACAAGUUAUGCAUUUUUUUAUUCCUCCUGAAAACUUUCCAAAAUAUGAUUUACAACGUAUUGCUGUUACCAGGACUAUUUGUAUUAUUAUUAAUUAAAUGAAUGAAGCCUUGUUCUUUCUAAAGACAUAAGAGCUGUAAUUAAGGCAAAACGCAUGGUGAAAUUGACAGAUGACAGUUAAAUAUAAGCUAAUCUCUUCGAUCAAUAAUAAUACUCUCCCUAAUUCACCCCCUUAGGAAUGAAUUUUACCCCCAAAAGCUGAACGUGCCUGGGGAAGGGACGUCUAUUAUUAUUAUUUUCCGUGGCGCUCCGGGGCGACUUAAAGAUGAUUGAUGGUGCCAUUUGACUUACAGGUGAGGAAAACCCCAUAUACUAUCAUUGAAACGUUAACGCGUGGCGAUUUUUGUAAUCUGGAUGUCAUAUAAACAGAUAUUAAAUUUCUGCUAAUACGACAUCCACACCUACGCCACCGAGCCGACUAACGUUAUGCUUCUUUACCCAUAUCGGAUGCAUCAAAGAUGCGAUUUUUUGAUUACAUGAUUAGAAUUAAAUUCAAAUGUAGAUGUAAUAAUAAUAUUCAAACGCUCUUGACAAAGUGGUCUCGUGGUAAAAAUGACAGUGAAAGUUACUGAUCAUCGAGUUCGAUAGACGAAUUCAAGGGCAUGGAGUAGAGUUCGAUAGAUUAAUUCAAUAAAAAAAUAAUAUCCAAUUUGACAAUCCCUCCACAAUUAAUAUCUAAUUUCAAAUCCAGACGUAAAAAAUGUCUAAUUAAAUAUCUCUGCGUAUGUCAAUAAUAAUCUCGAAUAGACAAACACAAAUGCAGAUGGAGGGAAUGAUUGUAUCCGAUGUGAAUAAACGCUCGAAAGGUAAAAAAUGCAUUGAAUGUGGACAAAUAAACGUAGAGCUUUAUUUGGAGGGUUCAGAUGUCAAUCAGUGUAAGUCAGUUACCUAAACAAAAAUGAAUCUUUAGAGUAACACAAAUAAAUACAAAAUGAUUAUAAGAAUUUUUUAUUAAAAAAUGAUACAAGUUAUUUUCUUGGAGAUAUAAAAAAUCUAAAUUGAAAUAGUUUAAAAAAUAACUUUUAACACAAAAACUGAGACGUCAUUUUCAACAAAACUAGGUCUGAUUGGCUUCUGAACUCUCCAUUUACAUGUCAAUAUCGAGUUUAAGUACAAACAGGCGAAUAUUUGAAUAGAUAUAACAUAUGGUUUAAUGCAAAUAACCCAUAACUGCAAACGCAUAAAUUUUACAGGAACCUAAAAACAAAAUAUAUUGUUUUCAUUUGAGAUCGUUAAGAUAGGUUAGAUUUGAAAGGAGUUGGACAUUAUUUGUUCUUGUCCAUCGUGACCUUUUCAGAGCUUGCCCUUUCUUAUUAGACUUAAUAGCUUUGACAGUGGCUCCCGCAUGUAGUUAUAUGUGUAUGGUUUUUCUUCACCUAGUGUUAUAAACCUCAGUCUAGCCAGGCCUACACACUGGCACAGGAAGUGGAUUGAUGUUUCCUGUUUCUUCACAGAACCCACACAAUGUUGUUUCUUGUGCUGGAUGGAUGCUACUGAUGUGCCUUCUUAGGCGACAGUGUUCAGUAAGAAGAUCUAUUGUUAUCCUAAUAAUGUCUUUCUUCGAUAGGUCUUUCGUGAACUUGGCAGGUGGUUCUUUAAAGAACUCUUGCUUGAUGGAUGCCUUGCACAAUGCUUUAGCACCGCCGCAGAAGGGUUCGGUCCUGUCGUGGCCUUAUCUGAGCCUUCUUAAGCUAGUUUGUCGGCCUUUUUAUUGCCCUGAUAUCCUUCGUGGGUACCAGUCACUUUGUUUUGACUACUUAGCGCUGUCAGAUCUUCUAGGAAGUCUUUCAUCAGUCGUGAUUUGAUUUCUGGUAAGAAAAUUGGCAUAUUGGUUAAUUUAAUUAUUAAAUAAUUAGUAGAUACAGGAUAUUUGCAAAGAAUUAUUGUCAAACUAGUCAAAAUAUGAUUGGGAAUUUACACCUUUCAAUGAAAAUCAGGAUUUCGUAAAUUUUGUAGAAAUGGGUUACAUUAUCAUUAAGACAUUGACAUUUUAUCAACAUAAUGUAGAUGAUGUCAUUAUUUUAACCAAAAGUAAUAUAACAUUAUACGUUAGUUCAGUCAUUUUGGUUUCACAGACAUUUAAUUCUAUUUCUGGUGUGUGUAAUGCUUGGUGGCUACCCCCAAGCGAGAAAAGUUAAUUUCCUCUGUUGUAUUGUCAAAAACUAACACCGAAACCCUCCUAAGUACCGAAAACCAACACAACUGAAAAUAGUCAUAUAUUUGAAAAAAGAAAAUUGGGAUUGCUAAUUGCUGAGAGCAAGACCUUAGCUUUCCCUGCACUUACAAAGCUGGGUGAAUUGUCCCGAAGGACAUUGCCCAUAAAAGGAACAGAAGAAGAAGACAUUUAAUUCUAACCAAAAUUUUAACAAAAACAUUAAAUUUGACAUACGUUUUUACUGUUUUUAGUUUAUUUCUAAAUAUAGUUUACAGGUCAUAAAAAAUAGUUUAAAGGUAUGUAAUUGGUAACUAAAAGAUUGUAUAUUUGCUUCAUGUUAUCUACUUACUUUAGGAAUAUAUUUAUAAAAGUUAAAAAACGAUAAUAUAAUUUAGGUAAACAAAACGCACUCAAAAAAUCUACUGUCACUUUAAUUGUCAGUGGAACCAUAAUUACAUCAUCACUGAACUAGCGUAUUACAAGUGAAUUUUAACCUCAGGCAGAGCGUAAGGGGUAGAGACGGAUAUUAUUAUUUGCUGUGACGCUGCGGGGCGACUUACGGAUAGUUACUGGUGCCAUUUGACUUAAAGGCGAGGAAAACCCAGAUUACUCUGGACGUAGUAUCAACAGAACUUAUAUUACUGUUAGUUAAUACGCUAUCCAUCAAAUCCUACAACGAACCAUGCAAAUUAAUAAAAAAAAAAUCACAUUGUUUUACUCUUUGAAUUAAACCUAUACGGCGAUUGUCAGUAAUUUGAUACACGCACGCUCAACACUGAGCCGCCGCUCGGUUGAUUUGAGAUUAAUAUAAAUGUAUUAAUAAUUCUUAGGAAUGAAAAAAUUAAUCUUUGCUUUUUUUUGAUACAAGGCGAAUAAGGUUCUUACAUGAUAGAUGUAAUCCUGAUUUACUUGUAAUAGUAGCAAUGUUGGUUGUCUAUAUCGUGACAGCGGAAUUAAAGUGUCUAUUCCAUAUCUUAUAAUGUACUGUAUAACUAAUCACAUGAUCUCGAGACUAGAGUAACAUUUGUUACCUAACAAAUUAUUAUUUUGCUGAUUUAAAAGAAUACGUUCUCUGUAAAAACAAGUAGUAGUGCCAUUUUUUAUAUUAGUGGUUUUUAUCAUUAAAAUUAAAAACCUCAAAUUAAGUGUGUACUUUGUGAUACAGAAAAUAUAGAUUUUUUUUAAAUUUAUUUUUUCAUAUAAACGGAUUCUUAUUUUCUUUAUGAUAAAGUAUAUUUCAAUCACAG